Beauveria bassiana ARSEF 2860 is the source of this 1998-nucleotide messenger RNA. RefSeq names its product 5'-nucleotidase domain-containing protein. The record is from RefSeq and is a predicted model, not a curated record. NCBI's taxonomy places the organism in Eukaryota, Fungi, Ascomycota, Sordariomycetes, Hypocreales, Cordycipitaceae. Gene Ontology annotation, molecular function: hydrolase activity. Gene Ontology annotation, biological process: nucleotide catabolic process. Bases 1 to 1998 code for a protein of 665 amino acids. The transcript has 4 exons.
AUGAGACGGCCAGAGCCCACCGCGGAGCCCCAGGUUACAUACUCAUCUGGCCGCGCCGACGGAGAGGGUGCGCCAGAUCUCCGGAUUUUGCACUACAACGAUGUGUACCAUGUCGAUCCCUCAAGCGCCGAACCAGUCGGAGGAUUCCCAAGGUUCAUGACCAUGUGCAAGGAGUACCGAAAUGGUAGCCAAUUUGCCGGCCAGCCCAGGCUCAUCACCCUCUUCUCUGGUGACGCGUUCAACCCUAGUCUUGAAAGCAGCGUUACCAAAGGAAAGCACAUGAUUCCUGUUCUCAAUGCCAUCGGGACUGAUGUGGCUUGUGUUGGGAAUCAUGAUCUCGACUUUGGCGUGAAGCAGUUCGAGUCUCUCGCAGAAAAGUGCAAUUUUCCUUGGCUUAUUGCCAAUGUUCUGGAUCCUGCGCUUGGUAAAGACGUGCCCCUCGGAAAUGCAAAGCCUACACACAUGAUGACCUCAUCCAACGGCAUCAAAAUUGGUAUCAUCGGUCUUGGAGAGCGCGAGUGGCUCGCCACGAUCAACAUUUUGCCACCGGAUUUGAUCUACAAAUCGGCGAGCGCCACUGCAAAGGAGCUCAUUCCCAAGCUAAAGGCUGAUGGCGCAGAAAUUAUCAUUUGCCUAAGCCACAUGCGCGAGCCCAACGAUGUCAAGCUGGCGGAGCAAACAGACGGACUGAUUGACAUCAUUUUAGGCGGACAUGACCACUAUUACAACCACCAGCUUAUCAAUGGCACGCAUGUGCUUCGGUCUGGAACCGACUUCAAGAACCUCAGUUACAUAGAGGCUCGUCGGAGAAAAGAGCAUCCAGACAAGUGGGACUUUGAUAUCUGGAGGCGGGACAUUACUUCCAAAGUCAAGGAACACUUUCCGUCCCAAAAGCUUGUCAAGAAUCUGACAAGCGACUUAAAAAAGUCGCUAGCUAAACCUGUUGGGUGGACUGCAAUGCCUCUCGAUGCGCGUUUUAACACGGUUCGAAUGAAGGAGUCGAAUAUUGGAAAUUUUGUCUGUGACAUUAUGCGACAAUACUAUCAUGCUGACUGCUGCAUCAUGGCCUCUGGAACAAUUCGAGGUGACCAAAUCUACCCCCCCGGAGCGUUUAGGAUGAAAGACAUAACAACUUGCUUUCCAUUUGAGGACCCUGCCAUCUUAAUCCGCGUGACGGGCCAGGCAAUUUGGGAUGCGUUAGAGAACAGCGUUUCCACGUAUCCCGCACUAGAAGGCAGAUUCCCGCAAGUCUCGAACAUUAAGUUCUCGUUUGACCCGUCGCGGGAAAGAAACAAACGAGUACUCUCGCUCGAAAUCGGUGACAAGCCAUGCGAGCCAGAAAAGAAGUAUCUGCUCGCUACAAGAGGCUACAUGGGGCGAGGUAAAGAUGGUUACGAUAGCUUGCUCGUUCAGUCCGAAGGAGGCCAAGCGGAAGAAAUUGUCGACGAGGAGAGUGGAAUUCUCAUCAGCACCAUGCUGAGACAAUAUUUCAUGGCCCUGCGAACUGUCGGAAAAUGGCAAAAACUCUCCGAACAAUGGAUGACGGUAGCGUCAAAACUGAAGAGCAACACGGACGAGCACCUACAGGCGACGACUUCAGAGGACCUCGAAAAGAGCCUAACGCUGUCGCGAAAGAGCUCAGAGGAAGCGGGCACAGACCGGAGCAACAGCUGGCACAACUUUAUUCGUUCUAGACUCGGCCACAACAAGCUACCGCACGAUGACGGCGACGACGACGACAAGGCACUCCAUGAAAUUGCCGAAGAAGGAGUCGCAGACGAGUCCCGCGCCGAGACUUGUGCGGGCGCCGACCCGGACCACGAGAUGGAUAUAGAGACGCUGCUUUUGCGCAAGUUUUGGGCGCGCUGGAUCCGCAAUGCUGGCAUCAAGUCCAGCGUGUGCGAGCCGGCGGGCGAUGGGGGCUGCAUGGUCGACUGGACGCGCUUGAUUGCGCCUGUAGUAGAAGGCAGAAUUACAAUGAUUGAAAACAAGGCAUAG